UAAAGGAAAACCAAACGGAAAGGGAGAGGGGGAGACGGCUUCAGCAGAGGGGACAUUCCUACAGCGCCUCCUUCACAACCGCAAUCAGACAACCAGAUUUGAAUGCUCAUAACGACAUACUGUAGGAUAAUAGUCAGCGUUUUUUUACUUCAAUGUACUGUAUAUUUUUAUCUUCAAUGUUAAGCCGAGCAUAUCUUCCAAAGAAGUGGUCUGUAUCGAUUUCGUAUAUUUUUAUUGUGUUUAUCCGUGUUGUUUUGAUAAGCCUCGCCUGUGGAUGAUGAUUUGACACUUCUAUUACUUUUUAUGUGAGGGGAGAGUAAAAAGCACAAUCCCAUUAUUUUUAAAUGGGCGUCAUUUUCUGAAAUUCACAGAGUGGAGAGAAAAACCGAGUUUGAGAGAGAGGAGACAUCCGUUUGAUAAGUGAUAGUGAAGAAGGCGGACAUUGUUAUCCUCCACACACCACGCAAUAGGACAAGCAUGAGUCUGGAUUCAUAUUUUUUGAGUGACUUCAAAGCCUUAUGGUUUGAUUGUUUUUCUAUGGUGAAUUUCAAAUGACUGCCUCUCAUAGGUUCAUAAUCAAAAGGAAUGCAUGUUAUGCCAUGAACAAAUCCUUGAAACAGAGGGAAUACAACAUUUACUCGGACAACGAACGCAGAUGCUCUGCAGCAGGUCUUUUCUGAAAAGACGUGAAGAUCUCAGUGAAAGAACAUUGUCAUAUCUUUGUCCAAGGUUUUGCGUUAUAGGAUUACGAGCCAGCUACAAUAAAAACGAAAUAACGGAUUGAAGCAGCAUGAAAACCUCACCCUGCCGACGGUAACCAAGGAAAAGAAAGGGGAAACAGGACAGACAGUAAUGCAUACUUGUUUCAUAAAGGCCUCUAAUCACAGAUUAUCAUGUGAGAUUUGAGAGUGAUUGAUUGACAUUUGACAGAACAAAUAUUGCCAUUGUUGCUUGGUUUUGUUAUAGCAAUAGCGACCUUGUUCAGGGCAUUUUAUAGCUCAUAGAAAAACGUAAAUUUCAUAAUGUGAAACAUGUGCACUGUUCCCAUUAUCCAUAGGCAAAGCCAAGAAUUGCUGUUGACCUACAUUUGUUUCAACGGUGGGAAAGAGACAGUUGAUAGUCACAAUUCAGGGCAGACUAAAAAGCUUGUUUUUCAUGCCCCAUUGCAGAGCAUCCCAGGAAUUAAAGGCUACAGUUAUUUUACCCUCAACUGCCUGUAAUCAGGAAAGUCAUUUUUUCUCAGGUUAUUGUAUUACAAUCAGUUAAAACAAUAUGGGGAGUGACAGUGAGAUUUACAACAGAGAGUUGUCAAAGAUGUCUGACGAGGAUUUACUCGCCUGCUCUAAAGAAGAACUGGUGAGGCGACUGCGUAAAGAGGAGUCUGAAAAGAUCUCUGCUCUUAUCCAGCGUGGACGACUGAUAAAAGAAGUCAACAAACAAUUACAAGGCCACCUGCUUGAGAUCAGGGAGCUAAAAACCAUCAACCAGCGUCUCCAGGAAGAAAACACAGAACUGCGCGACUUGUGCUGUUUUCUUGACGAUGACCGACUCAAGGUGAAUAAACUGGCCCGGGAAUGGCAGCUGUUCGGUCACCACGCAGCCAAAGUGAUGCGUGAGGAUCUGGGCGGCUACUUGAAAAAACUGUCCGACCUAGAGCGCAUGCAAGACGGAUUAGUGAAGGAGAAUCUGGACCUGAAAGAGCUCUGUCUGGUCCUGGAGGAGGAGUGUGUCAGCAGGAGUGACUCCAGUCCCGGUGGAUCCACCGAGCUCAACCUGCCGUGCAUGGUGUCCCGAGACCUCGGGGAUGGAAGUUCAAGCACUGGGAGCGUUGGUAGUCCGGACCAGCUCCACCUGGUUUGCUCACCGGAUGACUGAAGAUGGAACAGAGCUGGAUACUUUCACUGAUUAGUGAAAAAGCACGAUACAGCGAAAUAUGGGUCGAGGAAAUAUGUUGACAUUGUAGGAAUAUAAUUGUUUACAGCAUUCAUUGCUAGAACACAAACUUUGUUGGGAUUCUUUUAAGAAGAUAGCAUAUUACACGAAAUACAGCAACAUCUCCAAAAUAGCAGCCAGUCAGGUGUGCCUUCAGCACCUGCUGCUGUCCUAACGAAAACUUGAAAAAUAAUCCUGAAGAGAAAAUAAAAAUGCUGUUUCCUGGAAAGAUGACAGCCCUACAGAGACAUUAGACACUAAAGAUCAAGAUUUUUUGGAAUUAUAAUUUCUCAAUUUGUAUUUAUUUUUUUGACCAAUCUUGUCAGAGGUUUUCCUCUUUUCAGUGAUUGAGACUGUAUAUGGUUAACAUUAGAAGGUGUUGUUGGAAGGAGGUUGAGUUAGGAUGUUAUCUCAUGCACUGGACUGUCAUGGCACCGUAUUGCACUGGACAAAGCUACCAUGGAUCCCUGUAGAUUCAUAUCUCAACACAGAUUUGAGCCAUACUAGUACAUGAUAUCCAAAACCAUUGAAAAAUUUGAAGGGUGAGUUUUUUUUGUGAGAGACCUUUAAAUAACAUUUAAAUCAUGUAGAUUAUGCAUUUAGUCCCUCAGGUCAGGAUUGGAGUGCUGUGUGUAUGAAAACACAAACUAACAAUGAAAUUGUGUAUUAUCAGCGCUGUCUUGGCAGCCCUUCAGUUUUACACUGAAAUUGCACGAGAGACAUAGUGUGCUACAGUAAUUUAGGCUGUACAAUACACUAAACAUGGCACCGCUGGUUUGUGUCUUACACCUGCACCUAUGAACUGAACUCACUCAGAACUGAACUGCCCAGGAAGUUCUCAACCAGCCACUUUUGUAUCAAACUGGUAGGUCUAGACUACGAGAUGAUGGAUUUAUAGAUGCUGGCGACUAGGCAAGACACAUUUCUUUAUUAUUGUUAUGAUUAUUAUAACUGCUUCACAUUUUCUGUAUAAGUUGCCAGUAGUCAGGAUCCCGAUAUAACUCAUGUUUUGUGGUAAUUCUGUAGAGCUACUCUCUCAUUGUCUUCAUUAACUUGACCUAUCAGUAUUACUUCAUUAAUGAAUACACAUUUCUGUUUUCUGCUUAUAAAACAUGCUCCUGGAUUGGA
This is a messenger RNA of Oncorhynchus tshawytscha (Chinook salmon), 3060 nucleotides long. It is a transcript of the gene ccdc85b, whose product is annotated as coiled-coil domain containing 85B. The transcript has a single exon. Gene Ontology annotation, biological process: negative regulation of DNA-templated transcription. The record is from RefSeq and is a predicted model, not a curated record. Bases 1273 to 1875 code for a protein of 200 amino acids. Gene Ontology annotation, cellular component: nucleus. Lineage: Eukaryota; Metazoa; Chordata; Actinopteri; Salmoniformes; Salmonidae.